GGAAGCUCGAUUGCCUCCUCAAGCGCUGCCAAAGACGAGAGGGCGACCUUCUAGCUGUUCCUGGUUCGGCCUUUGCACCACCACCAGGCAGCUUGCAUUCAGAAACCAGUUAAUCAAAGCACAGAGUGGUUACUGCUUUACGUUGUUCAUUACAGCAGCUUGUUCAUUGGGAUGGCGCCUCCGAUGACAGAAACAAGUGUUCAGUCCCGCUUACAGACGUCCUAAAGCUGUGAUUGAACGAUGGAUAAUCACCAGGAAACAAGGUAUCGGCCAGGACCAGACUGCGCAACCAGCGCGGUGGACGGCUUGGUCCGGGCAGGACUAGCAGGGCUAGUUUGGGGGGUGUUCUCCUCCAACUACGAUAGGAGGGUGAGAAAGUCAUUGGGUUUCUCUUACGUGGCCACAAACACGCUGAAGACUGGCGUCACGUGGGGUACGGUGGCGGCUACUUACUUGGGGCUUCACUGCGGACUGGAGCGACUGCGCAGAAAGCAGGACACGUUGAAUGCCACGCUCGCCGGGGGGGCGGACAGGGGCUAUCCUUUCUUUGUCCUUGCCCCGGGCUCGACGACGCUUUCUCCUCACCACGCUGCUCUCUGCUGGGAUAACAACUCUAGUCGACCAAGUCCGACCAACGGUUUACUAGACGCGCAUUGAGCACCUGUAACGCAUCUCGUUGAUCGAUGGGGUAGACCACAAUGCACAUUUUGCAGUACUUGAGCCUCAAGCUGCGGCCUUUCGUUCUAGUAACCUGUAAUUGAAAAAGGAAUUGAGUGUCACAAGAUUGGCCAUGCGUAUGUUGCUUUUGAGUUUAGAGACUGAUAGACCAAACUUGCUGCAGUGCUUCAGCUGAAUGUAUUUUUGAGAAGGUGAAUGUCUACGCGUUUGCUUCAAAUCGG
Klebsormidium nitens is the source of this 899-nucleotide messenger RNA. NCBI's taxonomy places the organism in Eukaryota, Viridiplantae, Streptophyta, Klebsormidiophyceae, Klebsormidiales, Klebsormidiaceae. The record is from the annotation of a GenBank genome assembly.